AUGUCAAAACGUUCAAACUCAUUACAACGCAGAAGGUUAUCAAAUACAAAGUUCACUAAUAUGAUAGGAUCUUUGAAUGAACCGAAAUUUGAUGACACAACUAAACUCAACCAUUAUCUAAUGCGAAACAAUUCAACUUUAUGCUUUACUAUUGCUCAACCAAAUACAAUUUCGUCCACCACAGAAAACUCAAAUAACUUUUGCUUCAUCCCAUCUGUUUCUGUAAUAAACCAUACGACUAAUGAUCAUCCAUUUUAUAUGAACCGGUUUCAAACAAUUAAUUUACCGAAAUCAGAGCCAACGAACACAACCUCAGAUAACCUGGACCAUAGAGCUCCUAGACCUUCAUUGUCUUCUUAUUCAGAUGUAAAAAUGCAAAAAAUUUAUUUACAUCUAUUAAAUAUUUUCAAUUUAUCUAAAAACCUCGAAGUGACAAAUGGAGAAAUCCUAAGUUCAAGCAGAUAUGAUACAACUGAUGAUGUGACAUGA
Messenger RNA from Schistosoma bovis, 489 nucleotides. Lineage: Eukaryota; Metazoa; Platyhelminthes; Trematoda; Strigeidida; Schistosomatidae. The record is from the annotation of a GenBank genome assembly.